UGACGGUGGUACGCGGGAAAGUUAAGAAGCCUACGAGCAGCUGAACGGCAGUAAACAUGGCUAUGAGAAAUGCAUCUCGGGUGGAGGUGGCAGCAGAGGUUGAGGAGGAGGAAAGCUUUGGGCCACAGCCUGUCUCCCGUCUGGAGCAAUCUGGUGUCAGUAGCAGUGACAUCAAAAAGCUUGAAGACGCUGGCUUUCACACUGUUGAGGCCGUGGCGUACGCACCCAAGAAAGAACUACUGAACAUCAAGGGAAUCAGCGAAGCCAAAGCUGACAAGAUCCUGACAGAGGCAGCUAAAAUGGUUCCCAUGGGAUUCACUACGGCGACUGAGUUCCAUCAGCGCAGAGCUGAAAUAAUCCAGAUCUCCACUGGAUCCAAAGAACUGGAUAAACUCCUGCAGGGAGGAAUUGAGACGGGAUCCAUCACUGAGAUGUUUGGAGAGUUCCGUACAGGAAAGACACAGCUGUGCCACACACUGGCCGUCACCUGCCAGUUGCCCAUCGAUCAGGGAGGCGGGGAGGGAAAAGCCAUGUACAUCGACACAGAAGGAACGUUUCGUCCAGAGAGACUCCUGGCUGUGGCUGAGAGGUACGGGUUGGUGGGCAGCGAUGUGCUGGAUAAUGUAGCGUAUGCUAGGGCCUUCAACACAGACCAUCAAACACAGCUGCUGUACCAGGCCUCUGCCAUGAUGACUGAGUCCAGAUACGCUCUGCUGAUAGUAGACAGCGCCACAGCACUUUACAGAACAGAUUAUUCUGGGCGAGGAGAACUGUCAGCCCGUCAGGGGCAUCUGGGGCGAUUUCUACGCAUGCUGCUCCGUCUCGCUGAUGAGUUUGGCGUGGCUGUCGUCAUCAGUAACCAGGUGGUGGCGCAGGUGGAUGGAGCGGCCAUGUUUUCUGCCGAUCCCAAGAAGCCGAUUGGUGGAAACAUUCUAGCACACGCAUCAACUACUCGAUUGUAUCUGCGGAAGGGUCGAGGCGAGACGCGGAUCUGUAAGAUUUAUGACUCUCCGUGUUUGCCCGAGUCUGAAGCCAUGUUCGCCAUCAAUGCAGACGGAGUGGGUGAUGCCAAAGACUGAGAAAUAAUGCUGGUCAAAGAAACCUUUAUUACGGGGUGAAACCAGGAAAAGAAAUGUUUAUGUGACCUGUUGGUUUCUCAGAUACACAUUGUUGGGCUGGAAAUGUUAAAAGGUUUUGUAAACUGAAUGAAAGGUGAAGUUGCGCCUGAAACUGGCACCGUACAGAAGAGUGGCUUCUAUAACAUCACAAUAUUAACAGCAUUGUGUGAUGUGGUUUUCAUUUAUUUCUGUACAGUUUUACAGAGCUACAUCACUUGAGCAGGUGUAACUAUUUGAGGUCAGCUGUGAUGAAAACUGUUUUUGUUAUUUACAUGUUUUUUGUUGUAUUUGUUUUGAACGGGUGAUUUUCUUGUACAUAAACUACACUGAAUUGAAGUAUUUCAGUAUUGAACUGUUGAACUCUUAUUACACCAACAUUUGUUAACUACAUAUAUAUUUCCUUAAAAAGAGCAGUGGAACAUUAAAUUAUCAUUUAAAAACAAGCAA
This is a messenger RNA of Triplophysa dalaica, 1565 nucleotides long. It is a transcript of the gene rad51, whose product is annotated as RAD51 recombinase. Gene Ontology annotation, molecular function: double-stranded DNA binding; DNA strand exchange activity; ATP-dependent DNA damage sensor activity. Gene Ontology annotation, biological process: reciprocal meiotic recombination; DNA recombinase assembly; chromosome organization involved in meiotic cell cycle. NCBI's taxonomy places the organism in Eukaryota, Metazoa, Chordata, Actinopteri, Cypriniformes, Nemacheilidae. Bases 57 to 1079 code for a protein of 340 amino acids. The transcript has 10 exons. Gene Ontology annotation, cellular component: condensed nuclear chromosome. The record is from RefSeq and is a predicted model, not a curated record.